This is a messenger RNA of Salvia splendens (bonfire salvia), 705 nucleotides long. RefSeq names its product fatty acid desaturase 4, chloroplastic. NCBI's taxonomy places the organism in Eukaryota, Viridiplantae, Streptophyta, Magnoliopsida, Lamiales, Lamiaceae. The record is from RefSeq and is a predicted model, not a curated record. Bases 1 to 705 code for a protein of 234 amino acids. The transcript has a single exon.
AUGGAGCAAACCCUAAAUCAACACAAUAUCUUGGCUCAAUAUGCAUGCUUCGCCGCUGGCUGCGCCGCCGUGCUAUUCUCCAUAAUAAAAUCCCUACUUCUGACCACCACCGCACAGGCAUGGCUCUGGUCCAUGCUUGCCACGGUGGCGGCCUACUUGUUAGCAGACUUGGGCACUGGCAUUUACCAUUGGGCCAUUGAUAACUAUGGGGGCCCACAAACUCCGAUAUUCGGCCCACAAAUCGUGGGCUUCCAAGGCCACCACCACCGGCCCAUGGAAAUCACUAAAAUGGACAUUGUCCACAACGUCCAUGACACGGCGGCCGUUGUCGCGGCCGUGGCCACUCCAAUAAACUUGCUAUGCAGGGACCCCGUUUUGCUGGCGUUUAUUGGGGCGUUUGGAGGGUUUGUGAUGUUCAGCCAGCAGUUCCACGCGUGGUCCCACACGCCGAGUGGGAGGCUGCCGCGGAUGGUGGCGGCGCUCCAGGACGCCAGGGUCAUCCUGAGGCGGGCCGAGCACGCCGCGCACCACCGGCCUCCGUUCAGCACCAAUUACUGCAUUGUGAGCGGCGUGUGGAAUAGGGCUCUGGAUAGGUCCUACUUCUUUGUGGCGCUUGAGGUGGCGGUGGCCGCGGUUUUCGGCCACGAGCCGCGGUCGUGGAGCGAACCCCGCACGGAUUGGUGGGAGAAAUCAGGGAUCAAGUAA